Vespula vulgaris is the source of this 1799-nucleotide messenger RNA. RefSeq lists its product as uncharacterized. The transcript has 5 exons. NCBI's taxonomy places the organism in Eukaryota, Metazoa, Arthropoda, Insecta, Hymenoptera, Vespidae. Bases 196 to 1515 code for a protein of 439 amino acids. The record is from RefSeq and is a predicted model, not a curated record.
UGGAAGGGGGGAGGGCUGGUAAACUGCCGUCGUGUUUUUUCGUUGGGAGGGGCCCAUCGGUACCACCACGUGGACAUAUAAGCACGGCUGGGUAGCAUCGAUGGCACACAGUCACUUACAACCCUUUGCUUGCUUCGUGUAUCACGAGACAACGAAGAUUUAAACUCGACUUGAGUCUAAACCAAUUUCGGAAGAAUGCAACUGUUCUUGGUGACUGCAGCUUUGCUGCAAGUUGGUCUCUGCGGUCAUGUGGCUAUUAGGAUGCCAUAUUUAAACCCUGCUGGUGUAACGUACGUCAACAGCGUCCCUGAGGAAUCAUCCCUUGCUUAUGCAGCUACUUAUCAAACUCAGCAACAUUACGGAGCUCCCUUGCAAUACGCUGCACCCUUGCAAUACGCUCAAGCUGCGAUUCCAGCGAAGGUCGAAGCACAUCACGUUGGAUACGCAACGGCACAAGUACCAGCUGUCGCUGCUGUUCCUUACAUCAAACAUGUACCCACCGUAUCUCACGUUCCCGUUACCAGGAUUGAGGCACAACCAGCUGUAUUUGAAAAACAGCUUGAUGUCAUCAAGCCCGCUGUGUCCACGCGUAAAGUAGAGGUACGCCGUCCAGCUAUCCAGAAACAAUUUUACGAUAUUGAAGAACGUGUGAUUAUCAGGCCAGCUGGUUCAGCAGUAGUAGAACUUGACGAACCAACAUCGAAAUCACAGAAAGGACCUGCCGUUAUUCAACCUUUGGCUUAUGAUUCCAUCCACGCACCAAUCCAAGUACCAGCACUUUCUCAUUCCGUUAGUCCAGCUCCUUUCUUCGUUCCCUCUUCAACUCCAGCACCAGCAAUAGCAUCUUCCACUGCUUCUUCGAUCUCCGAAGAAGAAUCUGUUGUAGUAGACAAUCCUGAAUUCCGUAACGCGAACUCUGCACAAAACGAACAACGUCUCUUCAAUCCUGCUGACUUACCUCAGACUAGAAUUCAACCUCAAGUAAUCACUCGUUCUAACGGAGCACCAGUGGAAGAAAACUCUCCAUUCAUUGCUCAUGAUCCAUCCCCAUCUGUUGUUCCUAGUCAAAGAUUAAACGCCGAAGAAAAUAAAUCUAAUCAGAACAGACUUAUCGAACUUCUCACGGCACGUGGUAGUAUUUCUGAGGUUGGAUUCGGUCGUACAGGAGACAUCAGCGGACAGAACAUCGAAGCAGGACACGUACGUGCACGCGUUUUGUCCGCAACUCCUGCACCUGAAAACGCGGAACCAACCGAUCAACGUGUCUCCACUAGACGCGUCGUAGUUAGCAGACCAAUCGAAACUCUUCAAGAAGUCGAUGUCGUUGAACCAGCAACGAAACUCGAAAGAGUAUCUAUUCAACAACCAACUCUAAUUAAAACUGCUCAUUUGGAUCACGUUCAGGUUCAUAGUUCUGUACCAGUCGUCGGAAAAGCCUUUGCACCAGCUGUAGCACAUGCAGCUGUUCCUGUUUAUCAGAAAACUAUUUCACCUGCUUACGAAUAUUAUCAUUGAUUAGAUUCUAUCCUAACUCGGCCGAAUUUCAUAAGUUUGAAAAAAGAUUCGUAUAUAUAUAUAAUAUUUUUUACGAUCUUCUUUUAAAUUUAUCGAAAUAAUUAUGAUACGCGUAUAUAAAUCCAGUGGAAAUCUUGGCUGAUCGUUCAUUCGAAAAGUCUGCAAGGAUUCCAAAUGACGAUUCGUGUAUCAAAUGACUGAUUACAAAAUUUCUGUUCUGUGGGAAUGAUGUUUACUGUUGUAUAAAAAAUCUAGCCAUUAAAGUUAUGAUUAAUUAUGAUCUA